CAAAAACAAGAGUAUAUAACGAAGUCCACAGUACGCGAAGGCAUUCAUUCAUUCCGUCCGAGUGGGGUUUUAGGGCAGCAGUCUUCUUAAGCUAGCAGAGGUUACCUUCCUCAAUUCAACAACCAUGGCCGACGAUGACUACGAAGAUAUCGACAUGGGGUACGAGGAGGAGCCACCAGAGCCUGAAAUUGAGGAAGGUGCAGAGGAGGAGGAUCCUGAUAACAAGAACGAUGACCUAGAUGCAGAAGGAGAACCAAUUGAAACUGAGGAAAAGGAAGAUGCUGCACCGGUUGAACGUCCCAGAAGAACUUCCAAAUAUAUGACUAAGUAUGAGCGCGCUAGGAUUCUCGGUACUCGCGCUCUUCAAAUCAGUAUGAAUGCACCUGUCAUGGUCGAGUUGGAGGGGGAAACUGACCCACUUGAGAUUGCCAUGAAGGAGCUACGAGAGCGGAAAAUUCCUUUUACCAUCCGUCGCUACUUGCCUGAUGGAAGCUAUGAAGAUUGGGGAGUUGAUGAGCUGAUUGUGGAAGACUCCUGGAAGAGACAAGUGGGUGGCGAUUGAUUGCUUGAACUGCUAGUGUGGGGAUGAGUAAAAGACACUAAGACCUCUCAUGGUAUUUAUCUUGGAUUUGUAUGAAGUAGACACUGAUCUAUGAUCCUACCAUAAAACUGGCUUAUAGCAUCCUAUUAGUUUUGGGUGUGUAUUUAUGUACGUCCUAUUCCUUUUGCUUUAAUCCGGAAUCUUUUUUGUUUCGGCUCGUCUGUGUAUGAUAAAUCUCUAGGCUUUUGUUAGUAUUUUCCUAUGUUUGUCAAAUCAACUGUCGGAUGCACUACUGGAUAUGAACAUUGAAGUGAUACUUCCUAAAUGGAUUUUUGAACUUGCCAGUGA
Molecule: messenger RNA, 889 nt
Organism: Medicago truncatula (barrel medic)
Lineage: Eukaryota; Viridiplantae; Streptophyta; Magnoliopsida; Fabales; Fabaceae
Product: DNA-directed RNA polymerases II, IV and V subunit 6A
Exons: 6
Coding region: 125-562 (145 amino acids)
Biological process (GO): transcription by RNA polymerase I; transcription by RNA polymerase II; tRNA transcription by RNA polymerase III
Cellular component (GO): RNA polymerase III complex; nucleus; RNA polymerase II, core complex
Molecular function (GO): DNA binding
Source: RefSeq, a predicted model, not a curated record